AUCACGAGUAAAUCAUGUGAGAAAUAAUAACAAAACCGAGAGAAAACUAUAAUUCUACAGCCGUCAGAAAAGCGGUCCUCUGAGCGGGUUCACUGGGAUUCUUGCAGCUGAGAGAAGAGAUGUCGAGGGAGGGCAGGGGCGUGAGGCGCCAGCUGACGCAGGAGAUGGUCCUUGACCCGCAAAGGAGAGUCCGUGAGCUGAGCGAGAUAGGCAGCUCCGUCACGGUGGACAAGGCCUUCCCCGUGAAACGCUACUUCAGGAGCGGCAGUGAGAUGGAGAGACAGGGUAGAGUGUACUAUGCUGAGGGCCAGAUGGACAAGGCAUUUGUUUUGUACAACAAGUUUGUCACACUGUUUGUGGAGAAGCUGCCAAAACAGUAUCCCGACUACAACAAGCCAGAGUUCAAGGUAGAGCGGGCAAAGAUAAAGAAACUGCUGAAGGAGGCAUUCCCGAGGGCCGAACAGCUCAAGAAGCAGCUCCUCUCGUCAUUCGAGGCUGAGAAAAGCGCUCUGGAGGAAAAGUUGGCAGAAGAAGCAGAGAAACGACGUCAGGAGGAGGAAGAGAAGAGGGCAGCCGAGCAGAGGGAGAGAGAGGAGAGGGAGCGACAGAUGCGAGAGGAGGCUGAGAGGAAGGAGAGAGAAGAGGCGGAGAGAGUGGCCGCUUUUCUCGCAACCGGCGGUAGCGGUGCAGUUUCAGAUUCUAACAGGGACGUUGUACAAUCGGACGGUAACCAGACGCCGUCUACCGCCACGCACAGCAGUGGGACUUUGACAGAGAGUGGAGAGAGGACCAGUAAUGGAGACCAAACUCCCAGUUGGACUGAGACAGCUCCGACUGAUGACCUGGCAGCCUCAAUGGGAGGAUUGACUCUCGUCGAAUCACCCACAACUCACGCAGUCUCUGAAGAAAGGAGUGUCACGGCCACAAAUGCUCAACUUGCACAGGUUCUACCUCCUACCUACCAGGGUCCCCCACCCCCCACACAGAAUUUCUCCCCCAUGACACCUCCAGGGGGAAAUUUGACGCCCCCCGCGCAAGCACCCCUUGCCAGUGCUCGGACAUAUCGCUCGAUAUUUUCUGGUCCGAGUGCUCCUCCUCCAGUCCAGAUGGCCCCUCCGGUUUAUUCCGAGCAUCCUCCCCCCACAAACCCCUACUAUCAGUCCCAGGGGACCCAAAUUCCGCCCCCCGCUGCCGCAAUGCAGUACAACCAGCCGGGGUACUAUCACCAGGGUUACCAGCCAGCCCCGACCCCCGGGGGGCCGUACGUGACCCAAUAUUCAAAUGCCAGCAGCAGUAGUUGGGGGUCCGUCGAACUUCCGGCCCCCAGCUAUCACAUGACUCCACAAACCACACCUACUCAGACUAUCAGGGAGGAAGAAGAUGAGGAGGCUGCGCCACAGGUUCCCAGUUUUGACCGUUCCAAGAAACCAUCCUAUAAUCCGCUCUCAACCAGCAUAGGAGGGGGCUAUAGGAUGGUGUACGUUCCCGAGAGCAUUUCCCGGAAGUUUGAAGGAGCAGCUUCGGCCAACACCAGACAGAAUGUGGAGACAUGCGCCAUUCUUGCCGGGAAACUGUCUCACAACAAGCUCCACGUGACUCACGUGAUCCUACCAAAGCAGAAAGGAGGUCCUGACUCGUGUGAGACCGUUUCCGAAGAAGAACUCUUCGACGUUCAAGACCAGCACGACCUCAUCACACUCGGCUGGAUUCACACCCAUCCGUCUCAGACGGCCUUCAUGUCCAGUGUUGACCUCCACACUCACUGUUCCUACCAGAUCAUGCUGGACGAGGCCAUCGCCAUUGUCUGUGCCCCACGCUACAGCCAGGUGGGGGUAUACAUGCUGACUGAGCCCUAUGGACUGGACUAUAUCACACAUUGCGAGAAAGAAGGAUUCCACACUCACCCAAAGGAGCCUCCUCUUUAUGAGGAAUGCCCUCAUGUGGUCUUCUCCCAGUCGCCCAUUGAAGUAGUGGACCUCAGAUAGUCAGCGAUAGAGAACAUCUCACAUUUUUCCAUUGAUUUAUGUCAGUCGCGUGCAUUAUUUUUUGUUGCAGUGUCUGCAUGCCGUCGCCGCGCGCCGACUGCGGAAUACGCAUGCGCAACUAAUUUGCUCGCAACGCGCGCGUGCUUUAUAAGCCGGACCUGGCGACGUCGAUUUGACCACUUUUCUUCUGCGCCUGCUGGAGAAAAGUAAAACCUUGUGAGGCAGUGAGAACAGCAGUGAACGCGCUACCGUUCAAGACCACCUUUGAAUAUGGAGAAAACGAUCAAGAGCGAGCCUGAGGACGGAAAGAGAGCCCUUCCUCCUCCGCUGGUGAAGACAAAAGAGGGAGAAAACAACCAGAGCACCGAGGAUGAACGCCCAGACAAGGACACCACCACGUCAUCAGACUCUAGCACCACCACCAGUUCCGAGACAACCGAAACACAGCAGAAAUCGUCCACGAAAAAGAGAAACCGCAAGAAGGCCAACUCCACCUCGCAGUGCAACCAAGACGACAUCAAACCACCAUACUCUUACAUUGCCCUGAUCGCGAUGGCCAUCUCCCAGUCGCCCAACAAGAUGCUCACGCUGGGGGAGAUCUGUGAUUACAUCAUCCAGCAGUUCCCCUACUACCGCAAGCGCUGGCCCACCUGGCAGAACUCCAUCCGGCACAACCUCAGCCUCAACGACUGCUUCAUAAAGGUCCCGCGCGAAUACGGCUCCUCGGGGAAAGGAAACUUCUGGAAGCUUCACCCGGCGAGCUCGGAGAUGUUCAAAAACGGGAGUUUCCUGCGCAGGAGGUACAGAUUCCUUCACCAGCUCCCGCAGAAGCCCUACGCCGACCCCGUCACCUCUCCGACUGGUCUUCACUCGCCUGACGGAGUCGCCACCUCUUUCCCCUCCCACAUCCUUAUCCCCAAACACGAGCUCCCAGUACGCAACCAUUCCCUGCACCCACGGGAACGGGUACCCGGCAGCCAGCUGUAUCCCCGUGUUCCCCGAUGCCAACGCCCACCAUCGCUAUGCCACCGAGGUAGUUGCUGCUCAGCAACGCAGCCGGAGCUUCUCCUCGCCACCUGUCGGCGACAUGCCUUACGAGUUCCCCACUGUACCCCACAUCCCGAUAUCACGGAGUUACUCCAUUGGGAGCCCACCCAAUUUCGCCCCCCUCGCCCACUAUCAGCCUGGUGACGGGCUCACUCAGCCCUCCUGGAGCUAUUCCCCUUACUCGAGCCAAACUUCCCCCAUCUCUGCACCUCCCACGCAGGGCCAAAACUUCACCAACGGAACGACAUGCGCCUCCCCGAUGGACACCUACGCCAGCCACCCUCCGUUUUCUGUAGCGGCUGCAGCAGUCGCCUAUCCCUAUCCCGUCACUGCCGAGUGCUCGAGCCCCGUAUUUGGACACAGCGCAGAGUCUGGAGGACCCGGGGUCGAUCUGGCCAACAAGUGCAAUUUCACCAUCUCCAAUUUGCUCAAGAGCUAAGUCUCAUCAUUUUCUCUAUCACUAUCACUAUUGUCUGUAUUAUAAUUUCUGGAAACUAUGACGCUGUUUUUUUGAUGAUCACCACUAAGUCUUGUUAUAGUCUGAAUUCACCCUUAUCUCUGAAUGUUUUUGUAUUCAUUCAAUUUUGCAUGAAUCACUUCUUGCAAGCCCAACUACCCACUAAAUGUAUUAUUUCGCACCUACUGUAUUAUUAUUAACGAAAAACAUUUUUGCAACUAUUGUAUAUAUUAUAUAUCCAGUGCGAGUUGUGUUAUAAUUUAAUGCACUGUAUAAUGAUGACACAUUGUUAUUAUAAUGACUUCACAAUGAAGUUUACAGUAUACAAUGUUAGGACAAACAAUUACGACAACACAGGUAGAUUUUUCCUGGGUGUGAAGUCACUUUUUCUUGACAGUCGAGAGAGCUUCAUAGAGAGUGGCGACCACAUUUCUGUCUCCGUGUAUCUCUUCCUGUCUGGCACUACCAGGCCACACUUUGUUCACUGGAAGCAACCAUGACUGUAAACAGACAAGGAUUUUUCAUAUACAAACGUCAACAAUUUGCAUUAGCAAAACCAAUGAGCAAAGGUAAGCCUCCCCCCUAUAUAAAACCAUCACACAACACACCAAACUAGUCUCUCUGCACCACAAAUAUUGCUAUUACGUCAUUCAAUGAGCAUAUUAAUUACCUAGCAGAGAAAAUAGACACUACAUUAAUGUGGAAAGGCAAUGCAGUUUACAUUUCUAUAAUCUAUUAUUAUGGCAAGGGAAGGGAAAAUUCAUCGCUGAAUAUAAGUUUGGGCCCCAAAGGCAAA
Geodia barretti is the source of this 4285-nucleotide messenger RNA. The record is from the annotation of a GenBank genome assembly. Lineage: Eukaryota; Metazoa; Porifera; Demospongiae; Tetractinellida; Geodiidae.